Messenger RNA from Hyla sarda, 7720 nucleotides. It is a transcript of the gene BICD1, whose product is annotated as BICD cargo adaptor 1. Gene Ontology annotation, molecular function: dynein intermediate chain binding; dynactin binding; dynein complex binding. The record is from RefSeq and is a predicted model, not a curated record. Gene Ontology annotation, biological process: microtubule anchoring at microtubule organizing center; protein localization to organelle; positive regulation of receptor-mediated endocytosis. Lineage: Eukaryota; Metazoa; Chordata; Amphibia; Anura; Hylidae. Bases 455 to 3451 code for a protein of 998 amino acids. Gene Ontology annotation, cellular component: cytosol; Golgi apparatus. The transcript is spliced from 10 exons.
CAAUAACUCAUUGUGCCCAUACAUGAUGCCGCCUUACCUACAGCACCAGCGUCACCCCCAGAGCUCCUCACUGACACUGGGCACCCCUCUCCCCCCAUGACCUGACAUGUGCGCUCCCGGGGCUGUCGCUGUAGACGCCGGUUCCUGGCAGACUGCAUCAUUUUGCAGCCUGCAGAGGGGGGGUUAUCAGGUGGAAAGUUCACACUGCAGAAGAGAUGGCGCUGCCUCCUCCUUGGUGUGCCCGGCUAUGAAUAAGCAGAAAAGCCCGGGCAGUGUAUAGGGGGUGCAGCACAUCCAGGGGGCUGCUGUGGGCAUGGUGGGGCAGGCUUCUGCGCCUGUGCUUGGCAUGAUGCUGCAGAUCUGAUACCCACAGCCUCCAUCUCUGCUCAUCCCCCUUCCUCUCUCCCCUCCCCACCCAUCUGUCCAUCCAGUCUGACUCCCAGCACAAGGGACUAUGGCUGCUGAGGAGGUGCUGCAGACUGUGGAGGAUUACAAGGCUGAGAUUGAGAGACUGACCAAGGAGCUGAGUGAGACCACCCAGGAGAAGAUCCAGGCUGCAGAGUAUGGGCUGGUGGUCCUGGAGGAGAAGCUGGCCCUGAAGCAGCAGUAUGAUGAGCUGGAGGCUGAGUAUGACACCCUCAGGCAGGAGCUGGAGCAACUCAAGGAGGCCUUUGGACAAUCCUUUACCGUCCACCGCAAAGUUGCAGAAGAUGGCGAGACCCGUGAGGAGACUUUACUGCAGGAGUCGGCGUCCAAGGAAGAGUAUUACUUGGGUAGAAUACUGGAAAUGCAGAACGACAUGAGGCAGAGCCGAACCAUGAUCACCAAUGUUCAAGGAGAGAACGAGCGACUCAAUGUCCUUGUCCAGGACUUGAAGGAGACAAAUGAGAUUUUGGAGCUGCAGAGGAUUAGGAUGAAGGAAGAGAUCCGAGAGUAUAAGUUCCGAGAGUCCAGACUCCUUCAGGACUACACCGAGCUGGAAGAAGAGAACAUUACUUUACAGAAACUAGUGUCUACAUUAAAGCAAAACCAGGUGGAGUACGAAGGCCUGAAGCAUGAGAUCAAGCGAUUUGAGGAGGAGACGGUGCUGCUGAACAGUCAGCUGGAGGACGCCAUCCGACUGAAGGAGAUCGCCGAGCAUCAGCUGGAAGAAGCCCUGGACACCUUAAAAAAUGAGAGGGAACAGAAAAAUAAUCUCCGAAAAGAACUGUCCCAAUACAUUAAUAUCAAUGACAGCAUGUACAAUAACCACAUUAAUAUUGCGGUGGACGGGCUGAAAUUCUCCGAGGACGGGGAGUCCAACAAUGAGGACAAGAUGAACGGCCACAUCCACCCCCCUCUUGUUAAGAUGAAUGGGGACUAUCGGACUCAGGCAGUUCGGAAAGGGGAGUCGCUGCAUCCCGUCUCCGAUCUUUUUAGCGAGCUGAACAUUUCGGAAAUGCAGAAACUCAAACAGCAGCUUAUCCAGGUGGAGCGAGAGAAGGCAAUUCUGUUAACCAACCUGCAAGAGUCACAGACUCAGCUGGAACAUACAAAAGGAGCCUUAACCGAACAACACGAGCGGGUCCAUAGACUUACAGAACAUGUCAACACAAUAAGGAGGCUUCACAGUGGCAAAGAGUUGGAUUUUGAUAAAGCAAAAGUUUUGGGGGAGGAGACCCAUGACUAUGAAGUAGAUAUCAAUGGAUUGGAGAUCUUGGAGUGCAAAUAUAAAGUAGCUGUGACUGAGGUGAUAGACCUCAAAGCUGAGCUCAAAGCCUUAAAAGAAAAAAACAAUAAACAUAUAGAGAGCUACACGGAGGAGAAGUCAAAGUUGGACUCGAGAAUCCAGAUGUACAAUGAACAAGUAACAAGUCUUGAGAGGGCGAGUAAGGAGAGUGGGGAAAAACUACUUCUUAUGGAGAAGGAACUUCAUAUCAUGACUGCUAUUGCAAAUGAAACCCAUAAUACCCUUAAUACUGCUCAAGAUGAGCUAGUGACUUUUAGUGAAGAACUAGCGCAACUCUACCACCAUGUUUGUCUAUGUAACAAUGAAACACCAAAUAGAGUUAUGUUGGACUAUUAUAGGCAAAGUAAGGGGACUCGUAGUGGAAGCUUAAAAGGUCCUGAAGACCCUCGAGGACUUCUCUCACCAAGGCUAGCUAGGAGAGGUAUAGCUUCUCCAGUCGAGGCAAGAAGUCCAUGUGAACCAGUACCAAAAGAUAGCAUAGAAUCCAGCAAAGAACCAAUCCCUCAAAAGUCUGCUACUGUAUCCCCCGUCAUCACUGCCCCCCCAUCCUCCCCUGUGUCUGACUCUAGCGAUAUUCGUAAAGAGCCAAUGAACAUCUACAACCUCAAUGCCAUUAUCAGGGAUCAAAUGAAACACUUGCAGAAGGCUGUGGACAGGUCCUUACAGCUGUCACGUCAGCGAGCCGCAGCCAGGGAACUAGUGCCCAUGAUUGAUAAAGACAAAGAAGCCUUAAUGGAGGAGAUUCUCAAACUGAAGUCUCUGCUUAGUACCAAACGAGAGCAAAUAGCAACCCUUAGAGCCGUAUUAAAAGCAAAUAAACAGACUGCAGAAGUUGCACUUGCAAACCUUAAGAACAAGUAUGAAAACGAGAAGACAAUGGUGACAGAAACCAUGAUGAAACUACGGAAUGAACUGAAAGCGUUAAAAGAGGACGCUGCCACCUUCUCAUCACUAAGGGCCAUGUUUGCCACCAGAUGCGACGAGUAUGUGACACAACUAGAUGAAAUGCAGAGGCAGCUGGCAGCAGCAGAGGAUGAGAAGAAGACUCUGAAUUCUCUGUUGAGGAUGGCAAUCCAGCAAAAGCUAGCGCUCACUCAAAGGUUGGAAGAUCUAGAGUUUGACCACGAGCAAUCUUGGCGUACCAAAGGCAAGACGGGAAAAAACAAGAUCGGAAGCCCCAAACAGUUCCCAGCUCCAGUUGCAAGAAACCCGCUUCACACGUAUUGCACCAGGUUCCCAUAUCAAGCAACGCACGACAGGCCACCACUCAGGGUCCCAGCAGGAACUUCCUCAUCAGCCAACUCCAGCCCAGAAAAGCCUUCUGCACUUCUCUUCCACCAGCUGUCAGCUUCGAGGAGCACAGGGCAACUUAAUACACAAUGCUAUUCUCCGCUGCAGGCAUCCAGCCAAAGUUUUACACACAGUCUGGAAUCUUCUAGCUCCCGACUACAGAAAAACCGCUUCAGUUUUACAGCUUCAUCAUCAUCGUCAUCACCACCACCCAGCACCAGAGACCCUCACUCUUUAACUUCCACAGCAAUGUGUUCCAGGCAAAAAGAUUGUCAGCAGCCUGCUGCCUCACCGCCACUCUACUCACAACUAACCCGGCGGCUAGACUGCCCGACCACCAGUCCUAAUUUAGCACUCCAAGGAGAGAGAACACAUUCCAACCCACAGUGCACCCCUCUCUACUGUCUCUCCAAAACACCCCCUAACCUGUAGACUUCAAAAAAGAUGCUAAAAUGGGAAAGUAGAACUUUGGUCGCAAUCACAAGCCUGGUGAAACCAGAAGUAUGGACUUAUACUGUUUCGCUAUCCAGACUUAUGUCAAGAUACAGAGAAGCACAGAAGGAACAUAGUUUUACCGGAAGACCAUUCUUUGGUGACCUUUAUCACAGCAGAUGCUGAUGACAUGGAAAGUAUGCAGAUAAAGGACUGUUCCUUAAACUCAUCAGUGUUCCAGGAUACUAAAGACAAUAUAUAAAGCCGCGUUGGACGUAAUUCUUCACUUUUCAUAGGCGGUCAUAAGGUUGAUUUUUUUAUUUGUUGUUAAGAGCAUGCUAUUUAUUUUUUUUAUAUGAUUUUGCACCCUUUACUGUGAUCUACAUACUUUAGGACAAAACUAUUCUUUGGGACAUUGUAUGGUUAGUCUAAUGCAAAGCAUUUUGGAUUUCUAUGGAAUAUAGGGUAAGGUAGCCGUAAUUAUGGGAUGUUGUAGUGUUUGGGUGGCUUAAAACAUGGGCAACCGCAUCACAUGAGACGAGGAGCUCAACAUCAGGCAAAGGUUUGUUCAGUUGGUUACAAGAAUGACAAGACUUUCUUAAAGCGUACCUAUCGAAGAAAUAUCUUACAUGGGGAAGGUGGCAUCUCACCUACCUUCCAGUAGAUUGUAGUUCAGGUAAUUGUUAGGAAACCUCUGUUAUUACUAUAAAAAUGCAUCCAAUGUAAAGAAGUGGAGGGGACAGGAGGGGGGAUGUAGACAGAGUGUUUGAGGGGAGGAAGAGUAAUAACUAGGGAGAGACAUUUCUGCUCAUAGCACGUGCCUGAAUAUGACACCAGAAAGACUCCAUCAAAGAGAGAACAUUUACACCUACAACUGCCCAAGAGUAGGAGAUUGCAUUUUUUUUUUUGUAUCGGUAAGUACGCUUUAAAUAUUAGUGAGUCUACUCCUUCCAUAUACUUGUGUAUUUGAAGAUAAGGUGGGUAACACACCCAGUGAGAACAAUGAGUUUAAAAGCAUGUACAAGCCUAAAAAUGACCAUUGCCUAGAAGUUCUAAAAUCCCCCUCAAGGGGAGGUAUCGCCUCUUAUGCUAUGUCUAGAUUAUAUCUACUUGAGAAAUUAAUAAUGAAACAACAUGGGUUGUGGGUGUUUUUUUUUUCCGAAUGUUACCGCAAUAUCAAUGAAAGUUUUUGAAACUGCAAUACCUCCUUUCACCACCAUGCGGUGACCACCACCUUCCAUAGAGACCAAUACAACAGAACCACCAGCUCUGAGAUCUUACCCUCUUAUAUUUGAAAUGUGGUAACUUUGGAAAGGAAAAUCUUCUAGAACCUGGUGGACCACACGCGUUAUCUACAAGCAGCAUUCUACAUCAUGGGUUAUUCUGAAUUUCGGUGCUUUGGUGCCUUAAAGGAUUAUUUUCAUGGCUAAACCAGUUACACUGACUAACUAUCAUUGAAUGAUUCUGUCAAUUUUUCUGGAUUGAUUGAUUGGGUUGGAUCUCUUCUCCUCAGCGGUCAUUCAUCUUAAGGUUUUCCUUGCUCUCGAGGAGUUAGGUAGAAGUUUAGAUUUAUUUUUAAAUCAAUAGGUAUAUACUUGGCCAAUGGUCUUCAUUACUAAUAAUAGCUUGCACAAAUUGUGUUUGAGGUGGAUUGGAUUGUCGAUGACACCAUGUUCUCUCCAUGCACUGAUAUGUUUAUGCACUUGACCCUUUUUUAAUUCUGUAAGGUUGUUAUUGCUACUUAUAUAGUUUUAACUUAAAAUUCCAUCACUCGUAUGGUAUAGCACUCAUUGACUAUGGAUUCUGUAUUUGAAGGUCCUUUCCAGGUGGCCUCUAACUCUCUGUGGCCUAGACUUAUGCAAUGGGUUUACUUGAUUGACUUUCUUAGUGAUACUGAGAAUAGGGGCUUCUGACUUUUUAAAAUGGCUGUCCCAUUCAGGAAAUUGAAAGCCAUGUUCUGGAUCAGGAGAUGUGCUUCUGAGACCAUCAAGACUCACUAUAUUCUGUCGUUUGAGAUUAAACAGAUAAAGGUCUGCUCUUCCUUUUUCAAAAACUGUUGGCUGUGUCUGGUACUGCAGCUCAGCCCCAUUCAUGUGAAUGUAAUAUCAAACAGAGCCUAUGAGUGGCAGACCAUAUUACUAAUAUACUUUAAGGCAUUGAUCAUUUGUUAAAGGGGAAUUCCAUCUAAAUUCAUUGUCCAACAUACAAGUUGACAAUUGUUAUGAGCCAUGAUUGGUGCUCCCAAUGAAUUUCUGAACAAAGGGACUAUGCACAGAUGUAAUAUGAAACUCCUUGGUCCAAAUACAAUGUGUAAUUUUUACUACUGGAAUCUUUUUAUGGGGUAAAAGACCUUUGGGCUCCUCUUGCACCAGUGCCUGGGUAUAGCUGCUACCUCUGCUCCCCUUCCUUCCCAAGGACUGAGGUUUUAUACAGUACUUAGCCAGCGCUUAGGCAUUUUGUAGAGGCCUAUUUCUUUGAGAAUUUUGUGUAGUCAGUAUGACUUGCAAGGAAAUCAGUUAUGGUGCAAUUCCCCUUUAACUUAUGUAGAAGAAUGAGUUGACAUUGACGUUUUGCAAUCUUGUGUUUGCCAAUUUUUGAAAUAUAAGUUUCUUUUGGUGGCUGGAAAAAAAAAGUUUAUAUAAACAGGGUGAAUGAUCAAUGCUCGUGACAUUUGAAGAUAUGUGUCAAUGUUAUGAAGUCUCAUUUUCAGCUAUGCAAAACUUUCCAGAGCUAAAGAGCCUUUUGUGCUGCAUUAGGUAACAUUGAAUUUUGAAGCCAUCGGUACCAACUAUAGACCUAAAACUUUUACAUAGCUCUAUGGGAUUUUCAUCAUAAAAUUGCAGAUGUCUCAGUUACCAACAACAUACAGACAACCAUAUUGUAUAGUGACCCAAUAUUCUAUUUUACCUAAACAUGAAAGAAUCAUGAUGGGUCAACAGGCUGUCCACUGCGGCCAAAUUGGGAAGGACCCCCACAUUUAUAAGCCACUAGGAAGACUUGAAACAGCCAUAUAUUACAUAGUUGCCAUUUUACUUGAGUUUCUGGCCCAGUAUGCAAUCAUUACAGGUCUUUUUUCCUUUGAGAAUAUUGUCUUCUGUUCUCUAAAAUCACAAAAAAGUCAAUGUGGUAACAAAGCCUCAGGCUGCUAAAAUGGGACGACAAUUUUACCAAAAUUGUGAUUCUAAAAAUGUAAAAAAAAAAAUUAUUGAUGCAGUAUUUUUUUCCAGCCCAAAGUGGUAAAUUUAUACGCAGAUUCAUUACCAUAAGGAUCAUACAGUUUGUGCAUUGAUAUGCGGUUUGUAGUUAGAGUAUUGGAUAAACAUGUAAGUCUUCGAAAGGAAAAAUCUUUUGCUCACUAUCCUAAAUUUCAAAAGUAACAAUAACAAAUGUGGAACAUAAUUUUAAUUAUUAUUUUUCUAUUAUUAUUUAUAAGUUAUUACUAAUAGGUAACAUUUAAUUUAUUUAUUCAUUUACAUUUAUAUAUUUCAUUUUAAUUAAUUAAUUUAAUUUUUAAGUUCCUUCUAAUCUUAUAUGAUAAUUUUAUUUUAGUUUUAUGAAACCUUAACUGAAUUUACAAAAAAAAAAAUAUAUAAUAUAAAGUAUCUUUUCUCUUUAUUUUAUUAAAAAAAUUAUACGUCCAGUAUACUUGGUUACUGGAAUUUUUUUUUUAGUUUAUCUUUUAUUGUUUUUCCCAUUCUAAAGAAAUUUUAGAAUCGAUAGGUGAGAAAUUGUCAAGUAUUUUCAGAAUUUUAAUAAUUUCUGUCAAAUUUAUAUUUCAGUUCCAUUGUAAGUAUUUUUUUAAGUGUUAUUUCAUCAAAUUUUUUGCUUUUUAUGGCCAUUUUUAAAAGAGACCAACAGAUUUUUUGUUUAUUUUGUUUUCUGGAUGUUACAAUUUCGAUAUUCAUGUUAUUAAACCAACAGUAUUUCACUUUUCAAUUGUGUCAUUAUGAGUUGUAGAAAAUAUUUUUUGCUUUUAUACCCAGAAUACCUCACUUAAUUUUAAUGCUAUUACAGUAUUCAUUUGUCACCAUACUAUUUGGAUAUGUAUAAAUUGUUUUAUGUCAUCUCUUCUUUUUACAGAAAGUUUAAAAAAAACACAAUAGUAAAUGAAUUUGUCAUGUUCACUCAAUAUUAUUUUUCUUUUUCAUUGUUUGGUACUUUUUUUUUCUUUAUUCCUUUGUUAAAAUUGAUCUUUCCACUAUUUGUAUGGUGCGGCACGGAGUCAAAUUUUGGGUACAAAUGAAUUGGAAUGUUAAAUGAAUAAAAAUU